GGUCAGCUGGACUACGGAAAGCGACUGGCGGAGGCCGGCAAUAAAAAACUCUGGGUUCUGGGUGCAAAAACCCAGGGUUAGGAGCCUCAGGCAUGCUGCGUCCCAAGGCUUUGACCCAGGUGCUAAGCCAGGCCAACACUGGAGGUGUUCAGAGCACCCUGCUGCUGAAUAACGAAGGAUCUCUGUUGGCCUACUCCGGCUAUGGGGAUACAGACGCCCGGGUCACCGCGGCCAUCGCCAGUAACAUCUGGGCGGCCUACGACCGGAACGGAAACCAAGCGUUUAAUGAAGACAAUCUCAAAUUCAUCCUCAUGGACUGCAUGGAGGGCCGUGUAGCCAUCACGAGAGUGGCCAACCUUCUACUGUGCAUGUAUGCCAAGGAGACCGUUGGCUUCGGAAUGCUCAAGGCCAAGGCCCAGGCCUUGGUGCAGUAUUUGGAGGAGCCUCUCACCCAAGUAGCAGCAUCAUAAUGGGCGUCGGUGGAGCCUGGGAUUCAGAAGAGUGAGAUGACCAUGUGGUGGGGCACGGCUCCCCGGGGAAACCUUCCUGGACUGUCACAGGGGGUUGGAGUGGGGGGACUUUGUUCUUCCCACGAAUAAACGUCAACUGCUGUCGCA
This is a messenger RNA of Budorcas taxicolor (takin), 617 nucleotides long. RefSeq names its product late endosomal/lysosomal adaptor, MAPK and MTOR activator 2 (gene LAMTOR2). Gene Ontology annotation, molecular function: molecular adaptor activity; guanyl-nucleotide exchange factor activity. NCBI's taxonomy places the organism in Eukaryota, Metazoa, Chordata, Mammalia, Artiodactyla, Bovidae. Gene Ontology annotation, cellular component: Ragulator complex. Bases 93 to 470 code for a protein of 125 amino acids. The transcript is spliced from 4 exons. Gene Ontology annotation, biological process: cellular response to amino acid stimulus; positive regulation of TOR signaling. The record is from RefSeq and is a predicted model, not a curated record.